AUGUGGAUGCUGCUGGUGGCUCUGUGCCUGACCCAGGUGAUGGGCAAUGCCAUCCCACCUGUUGAAGAAAAGCAUAACAACCCUGAGAUGUUCAUGAACAUUAGCCAGAAGAUCCGAUUCCAUGGGUAUCCCAGUGAGGAGUACAGUGUGAUGACAGAGGAUGGUUACUUCCUCAGCCUCAACCGCAUUCCCUAUGGCAGAAGGAAUGCUGGACACUCAGAAUCCAGGUCACCUGUGUUGAUAGUGCAUGGAUUUGCAUUAGAUGGUGGAUAUUGGGUGGACAACUUCCCUGACAACAGCUUGGGCUUCAUCCUUGCCGAUGCUGGGUAUGAUGUCUGGAUCGGGAACAACCGUGGCAACAGUUGGUCCCGGAGACACCUCAACCUCUCUGUGCACCAAGAGAAGUUCUGGGAUUUCAGCUUCCACGAGAUGGCCAUGUAUGAUCUCCCUGCCAUGGUGGGCUUCAUCCUAAUGCAAACCCAUCAGGAGAAGCUGUUCUAUGUUGGCCACGCUCAGGGCAGCUCUCUGGGUUUCAUAGCCUUUUCAAGCCUUCCACACCUGGGUGAAAAAAUCAAACUCUUCUUCGCUCUGUCUCCUUUCUACACCUUACGCCAUGCCAGGGGGCCCGUGUUGAAGCUGGCAUUUCUACCAGACAUUGUGCUGACGAAAAUAUUGGGAACCAAAGAGCUGGCUCCAGUGGAGAGGAAGGAGAGAGCCAGCUUUGCUCAGUUCUGUAGCAACCUACUAAGAGCUGAAGUCUGUGAAAAUGAGAUCUUCCUCGCUGGUGGAUACAACAGGGAGAACCUGAAUGUGAGUCGCCUGGAUGUGUACCUAGCUCAUUUUCCAGACUACACAUCAGUCAAAACUCUUCUCCACUGGGGUCAGACUGCCAAAACUGGUGAGUUCAAGCAGUUUGACUAUAGGCUGAAGAACCAGGAGAAGUACAAUCAGUCCUCUCCACCCUUCUACAGGGUAGAAGACAUGACGGUGCCCACAGCCCUGUGGAGUGGUGGGCAGGACUGGGUGAAUCCCCCUCGGGAGGUUCGUCGCCUUCUCCCCCUCAUCACCAACAUUGUUCAUCACCAGCACUUCCCUGACUGGAACCACUUUGACCACUACUGGGGCCUGGAUGCUCCUCAGCGCAUGUACAGGCAGAUGGUUGCUCUGAUGGAGCAAAAUCCAUGA
Molecule: messenger RNA, 1185 nt
Organism: Acanthisitta chloris (rifleman)
Lineage: Eukaryota; Metazoa; Chordata; Aves; Passeriformes; Acanthisittidae
Product: lipase member M-like
Exons: 9
Coding region: 1-1185 (394 amino acids)
Molecular function (GO): hydrolase activity, acting on ester bonds
Source: RefSeq, a predicted model, not a curated record